AUGCCUACAAAUGUCUUGAUCACCGGUGCAUCCGGCUACCUCGGCAGCGCCCUCAUCCACGCCCUCACCGAGACCACGCUGCCAGCCGACUGCACCGUGCACGCCUCGGGGCACAACGCCGCGGCCGCCACGGCGGUGACCGAGGCCGGCCUCGUGCCGUGGACGUCGGACCUGCGUGACCCGGACGCCGUGAUGCGGGAUGUGCUCGAGAAGGAGAUUUCGGUCGUCUUUUGA
Akanthomyces muscarius is the source of this 234-nucleotide messenger RNA. RefSeq lists its product as uncharacterized. The record is from RefSeq and is a predicted model, not a curated record. Bases 1 to 234 code for a protein of 77 amino acids. Lineage: Eukaryota; Fungi; Ascomycota; Sordariomycetes; Hypocreales; Cordycipitaceae. The transcript has a single exon.